Balaenoptera ricei (Rice's whale) is the source of this 1662-nucleotide messenger RNA. Its product is annotated as double C2-like domain-containing protein gamma. Gene Ontology annotation, cellular component: membrane. The record is from RefSeq and is a predicted model, not a curated record. Lineage: Eukaryota; Metazoa; Chordata; Mammalia; Artiodactyla; Balaenopteridae.
GGCAGACCCCAUGGGACAGCUGGCCUCCUGGCUGGGGUGCCUCUGGAUAAUCACACUGUUACUUGCUGUGCCCACUCACUGUGUGCCAGGGCCACACUCUGGCUCUCCAGGUCACCUCCGCCAGGCGCGUCACCUCCGCCAGGCGCACACCCAGCACCGGCAGCGACCCAAACCAGGUGGAGGAGCUCUCAGAGCGGUCCCAGCUGCUGCCCAGGACCGCCCCCCGCCAACACCCUCAGUGAUGCCUCCUCGCCCUGUUUGGUUGGCCUGUUGCGGUCCCCUCAUCUCUGGUCCUCGGGGGCUCCUCUGAGUCCCCCCUCCAUGUCCGGGCCCCCAUGGCGGGCACGGCGGUGGCGGGCCGGGGGCGGGUGAGCGUGCAGGAACACAUGGCUAUUGACGUGAGCCCGGGCCCCAUCCGGCCCAUCCACCUCAUUUCUGACUACUUCCCGCACUUCUACCCCUUCGCUGAGCCACCCUGCGCACGAGACCUACGCCCUCCAGUGACCCCCACCAUCCGCUCUGCAUCCCAGUCCCAGCCGGACCCAGAGCCAGAGGGAGACUCAGACGACAGCACCACCCUCGGCACCCUCGAGUUCACGCUUCUUUUUGACACGGACAAUAGCACCCUGCACUGCACAGCUCACCGUGCCAAGGGCCUCAAGCCACCGGCCUUGGGCUCUGUGGACACCUAUGUCAAAGCCAACCUGCCGCCCGGGGCCAGCAAGGCCAGCCAGCCGCAACACGCACGGUUCGGGGCACAAGGGGGCCUGUCUGGGAGGAGACACUCAUGGCUUCACCCUCCAGGACGCCUGGCGCAAGACCCUGCGGCUGUGCAUCUGGGAGAACCCACGGCAACGGCGGCGGCACCUCCCCUGGGGGAGCUGCGGGUGCCCCUGGGGAAGCUGGUGCCCAACGGAGCCAGGAGCUUCGAUGUGUGUCUGGAGAGGCGGAGGCUGACCAAGAGGCCCGAGAGCCUGGACACAGCACGUGGCAUGUCUCUGUAUGAGGAGGAGGCGGUGGGGGCUGAGGUGGCCGGGGAGGAGCGUGGGCGCAUCCUGCAGUCGCUGUGCUACAGCUCUCAGCGGGGCGGCCUGCUGGGGUGUGCCCACCUCGCCCCCACGGACACCAACGGCUACUCGGACCCCUUCGUCCGCCGUUACCUGCAUCCAAAUGGGGGGAAGAAAUCGAAAUAUGAGACCAGUGUUCGGAAGAAGACCCCGAACUCCGGGUUCAACGAGGAGUUCCUCUGCGCAGGCCCGCGGGAGGAGCUGGCGCAGAAGACACUGCUGGUGUCUGUGUGGGAUGAUGACCCGGGCACAGCUGACGACUUCACUGGUGGGGUGCAGCUGAGUAGCUGGGCCCGUGGGGAGCGCCAGCAGUACUGGUGUGAAUGCCUGGGCCGCAGUGACCACCAGCUGGAGCUGUGGCACCCGCUGGACGGCGUGCCCCUCCAGCUCAGCGGCUAGCGGGGGCCCCCGGCCUGGCCUUGCUCACUGCGCAUCCCCCAGACUGACCCGCGGCCGCCUCCAUGGAGCUCGGAGGACCUGGGGCUGCCUCACCCACUGUGUCCACCCCUAGUCAAUUGCUUCCUUCCUUCCCCCCUUUCAAAUUCACCCCACUGCCAAAUCAUGAAGCAAGAAUAAACCUCUCCUCCAAACCAGA